UCUUUGUGUUGGGCCCCCAAUGCAAGAAAGAGGGCAAAGGCCCAGUAGAAAAGCGUACGGCCCAAGAGACAAACUCCAGGUCACAAAAUCUUCCCGGCCGACUGCGACUGGGAAGGCGAAAGUGAAACUCCGCCGCCGCUUCCGCCGUCGCCUCCGAUGCUCUCCGGGAUGCUGCCGCGGCUGCGCUCCUCCACGCGCGUCCUCCGCAAGCUGUGCGGAUUGGAACCCGCGGCGGCGGCGCGACGGCUCUCCGCCGCGGACGCACCCGCGUCGUUUUCCUCCGCGCGCGGCAACUCACUCCUGUAUCCUCUCCCCGGCCUGGACCUCCCUCCGCCCCUCCCCGACAACCUGGGCCGCGGCCCCACCCGGGUCACCACGCUCCCCAACGGCAUCCGCGUCGCCACCGAAGACGUCCCGGGUCCUUCGGCGUGCAUCGGUUUCUUUGUUAACUCCGGCUCGGUUUACGAGUCCGCGGAGACCACCGGGGUGUCGUACCUGCUGGAGAAGAUGGCCUUCAAGGACACCAAGCACCGGAGGCACCGCAAUCUCGUGCAUGAGCUCGAGCUUGCUGGAGGCAAUGUCGGUGCCUCCUGUUCCAGGGAGCAGAUGGUCUACAGCUACGACACGCUCAAGGGCUACAUGCCGGAGGCCAUUGAGAUACUCAUCGACUGCAUGCGCAACCCGCUCUUCCUCCAGGAAGAAGUCGAAAGACAGUUGGUCCUUGCUCGAGAAGAAGUCCAGGACCUGCUGAAGAACCCUGAGAGGUUUCUUCAUGAACAGCUUAACCUUGUUGGAUAUUCAGGUGCUCUUGCAAAUCCGCUAAUAGCUCCUGAGGAUGCUCUUGCCAGAAUCAAUGACAAGAUUAUUCAAAAGUUUUAUCAUGAAAACUAUACCGCUGAUCGUGUGGUUCUGGCAGCAUCUGGUGUUGAUCAUGAAAGCUUGCUAAACUAUGCUGAAUUUUUGUUAAAUGAUUGGCACAAGGGGUCCCCUGUGGAAAAACCAAAGUCUACAUACGUGGGUGGUGAUUCCAGACACAGAGCAGAUUCAGAUAUGACCCAUGUUGCAUUAGCUUUUGAAGUGCCAGGGGGCUGGCUUCAAGAAAGAGAUGCUACAAUUAUGACCGUCCUACAGACUUUAAUGGGUGGUGGUGGUUCAUUCUCCUCUGGCGGUCCUGGGAAAGGAAUGCAUUCACGGCUUUAUCUACGAGUCCUAAAUAAAUAUCAUUCUGUCCAAUCUUUUUCAGCAUUUAGUAAUGUAUAUGACAAUACCGGCCUCUUUGGCAUCUCCUUGACUACGCCACCAGAUUUUGUUGCAAAGGCCGUUGAUGUCGCAAUAAGUGAAUUGAUUGCUAUUGCAACACCUGGAGAAGUGACGGAGGUUGAACUUCAACGAGCGAAAAACUCAACAAUUUCAUCUGUAUUGAUGAAUCUUGAAUCCAGGGUAAUUGUUGCAGAAGAUAUUGGAAGGCAGCUGUUGACUUAUGGUUGCAGGAAGCCUAUUGAUUACUUCCUUCAGUGUAUGGAAGAAAUUACUGUAGAUGAUAUCACAACACUUGUCAGGAAGAUGUUAUCUUCGCAACCCACGAUGGUUAGCUGGGGAGAUGUUGACAAAGUUCCUCCAUACGAAUUUGUUUGCAAGCGGUUCCGGUAGCACCGUACACAAUGAUCCCUGAUGGUCUUGAAGAAUGGUCCAUUGGAGUUUUUGUUUUGACCUUGUACUUGGCCACUGGCUCAGAAACUGCUUUCUUUCAGAAGAGCAAAUCAUUGUAGUUAGGAUUGCAGCAGCUACGUUCAAUUGUAAUUGUCCAAACAGCACACGGAUGAAAUGAGCGAGGUUGACAGAAAUGAAAAUUUUGUAGAGUUUGCUCGUGGAAA
Panicum hallii is the source of this 1874-nucleotide messenger RNA. Its product is annotated as mitochondrial-processing peptidase subunit alpha-like. NCBI's taxonomy places the organism in Eukaryota, Viridiplantae, Streptophyta, Magnoliopsida, Poales, Poaceae. The record is from RefSeq and is a predicted model, not a curated record. The transcript is spliced from 13 exons. The coding region runs from base 157 to 1650 and encodes 497 amino acids. Gene Ontology annotation, cellular component: mitochondrion. Gene Ontology annotation, molecular function: metal ion binding.